Messenger RNA from Echinops telfairi (small Madagascar hedgehog), 558 nucleotides. Its product is annotated as olfactory receptor 5B12-like. Gene Ontology annotation, biological process: sensory perception of smell; G protein-coupled receptor signaling pathway. NCBI's taxonomy places the organism in Eukaryota, Metazoa, Chordata, Mammalia, Afrosoricida, Tenrecidae. Gene Ontology annotation, molecular function: odorant binding; G protein-coupled receptor activity; olfactory receptor activity. The record is from RefSeq and is a predicted model, not a curated record. The transcript is spliced from 2 exons. The coding region runs from base 1 to 558 and encodes 185 amino acids. Gene Ontology annotation, cellular component: membrane.
AUGGAGAACAAUUCAGAGGUGACAGAGUUCAUUCUCGUGGGGUUAACCAGUGACCCAAAGCUGCAGAUUCCACUCUUCAUAACUUUUCUGAUCAUCUAUUUCCUCACUCUUGUUUGGAACCUGGGGAUGAUCCUUUUGGUCCUGCUGGACUCCCGUCUCCACACUCCCAUGUACCUUUUUCUCAGCAACCUCUCUCUGGCUGACAUAGGUUACUCCUCAGCUGUCACUCCCAGAGUAAUGACAGGCCUUCUCACAGGAGUCCACGUUAUCUCUUUUUGUGACUGUGCCAUUCAGUUCUUCUUUUUUGGAUUUUUCGCCAUUAUUGAAAGCGACCUGUUGGUGGUGAUGGCUUAUGAUCGGUAUGUAGCUGUGUGCAGACCCCUUCAUUAUAACACCCUAGUGACGACAAAAGUUUGUGCUUUCCUGUGCUUAGGCUGCUAUGUCCUUGCUUUGCUGGAUGAAUGUAUCCAUACUUGGAACAUUUUCAGGCUCUCCUUCUGGACAAGCUUUGGAGUCAAAUUUCUAUGUGAGAUUGUGACUAGUAUGUUUUACUUUUAA